Molecule: messenger RNA, 1943 nt
Organism: Bacillus rossius redtenbacheri
Lineage: Eukaryota; Metazoa; Arthropoda; Insecta; Phasmatodea; Bacillidae
Product: radial spoke head protein 3 homolog B-like
Exons: 10
Coding region: 1-1512 (503 amino acids)
Cellular component (GO): cilium
Source: RefSeq, a predicted model, not a curated record
AUGAAUGGAGACGUCAAUAAGCAGAACCAUUACGAACUGAGAACCGUUGUCAGCUUACAACAGGCCCAAAAAGCCGAGCAGGGCCAGCAGAACUCCGAGCAACGGAGCAAAGUCAACAAGUAUCAUAAGAACUGUCACGAGACUUCGGGGAAUUACUUCAACACCUUCCUCAGCAACCUGAGGUCCAGGGUGGCCUCGAAGGGCGACUUCCUGAACGGGUACAAGAAGUCGAAGGCUUCAAUGGGCUCCGACCAGACGCUGAACACCCGCGGCGCGAAGGGUGGCUCCUCGGUUAUCGGCGGGAGCCUGGACAAGCUGGAGAGGGCCCAGGAGAGCCCCAAGAGGCCCAACUUCGUGACGACAGUGCGUGGCGGGCAGUUCCUGGAGCCGCCGCGCCGCGCCGCGCCGCCCAGCGCCAGCGUCGGCGACUCGCCGGCCAGCUCCACCAACGACAGCAGCCUGUCGGUCGCAAGCAGCCAGCGCGACCAGCAGCUGUACUCGUUCUGCAGCGCGCCGCGGGCGUUGCACCACCAGCCGCGACAUCCGCGCUCCCAGGGAGAAGAAAAUGGGACUAUAAACUAUGGCAACCUUAUGUACGAUAGAAGAAUCGUUCGAGGAAGCACAUUCGCUCAACAUGCAUCGGGUCCGAAGUGGAAUCCAUACUUUGGAUACGCAAAGCUUCUGUCUAAGACGGACGCAGACAGCCAGACAGUGCGCCAGCAAGAGGCGCGGCGGCGCGCGCUCGCCAGGAGGCGGGUCCAGGAGUGCCGGCUGCGGCAAGGCACUCCGCCGCCGGUUCCCGGGCGACGCCACGAGAAGGUGCAGACAGAGAAGUUCCUCGAAGAUCUAGCAGAACACCCUCCAGACAGCGAGGCCGGGGUGCAAGCUGACUUGCUGCUUCACACUUCUCCUCCUGCGAGCCUGCCCGAGAUCCCCACAGCAGAAGCAGAGACUCAGAUAUAUCCUGGAGAAUUGUUCGACUUCGAGUCUGAAUUAGAAACAGCAGUGCUAAGUCUAGUGUCAAAAACAAUAGAAGAGUCGUUAACGGAAGUUCUGCAUGAAGAAGAACUUGAGAUAAUGCGUACUCACCAGCGGCAAUACAAACAUAGACAAGCUAACACGGAUGCGACUGUUGCAGAAAUGGAUAACCACGAGGACCCGUCACCACCGCAUUACGACAGUGAUAAAGAGGCCAUAGUUUUACCUACUUCUCACCUUGAAGAAAUGAUUGAAGAAAUUCUAGAGAGUAUGAAAGAAGCGGGUUACAGACUGAACGAUAUCGACACAGAGGGCAAUGAAAAUGUGCUGAAGUGGCUAAUGAAGGAAGUGAAACAAGAACUUAAACACACGGUGACCAGCAAAGAUGUCCUUGCAGACAUCGUGCACGACAUAGUGGAGACGAGAGGCGAGGUGUACCGCGUCAUGCUGGACGAUGAAGCUGACAAGCUGGACCUUGGCAGUGACGACGACAGCAAGGAAACCAAGAAAGAAGAAGGGGAAAAUGCCUCGUGAAUGAUGAAGACGAAGAUCUCCAGAAUUGCGGAAGUUUUACAUACUUUUUUCUUAACAACUUGUUGAACACUAAAUGACACUAUUUUGGAAUGAAAUAUAACAGUUAACUGACUCUAGUUAAUUAAUGUUGCAAGAAGUAUUUCAUAAUCGAACUAGAAGAGGAUACUUAAAUUAUAUACACAUACAUACAGUUUUUAAGUUAAAAUACUUAUAGCAACCACUCCACACAUCAAGAAUUUGAACAUCGGAUUUCAAACUCAAAAUAGCACAUAUGGUUUAAUAUUCAAUGAUUUUCAUAAUUUUGAGGUUUGCUUUUUAAAUUUAUCUUGUAAGCCUCAUAUGUAUUACAAAACCAACAUAAUUUAGCAAAGGUGUUAAAACUACUAAUGUAACGUUUGUAAAACAUGUACUGACAUUAUUUUAUGAUAAAA